UCCCCUAUAGGUGAUAAUAGGAAACCAUUUUAUAAUCCUAACUGUGUUGUUAGCACUAAUGCUCAAUCUGUUGUACCUUUAUGUUGUGAUACUGUGAAUGAAUGUAGCACCCUUAAUGUUUCAAACAAGCCACAAGCAGAUGUUGUUGUGAAUACAAUGCCCAACAAAGACGGUGCACCCAGAAUUCACCCAGAAGUUAAUAACACAUGUAACAAAGACUAUUGUAGCAGCAAAGAUGUCUAUGCUAAAAGUACUAAAGUAAUCGAAAAGAAGAAUAGGGUUAGCCUUAACCAAAAUGGAGCUGUUGGAGGCAGUGAGCCUAGCUCAUUAAAGAUGGACAAUGAUUCUAUAAAAGGGUUAAAGAUAACUGAAUCUUCAUCUGAACGGCGUGACAAUAUCCCAACAAACGCUAGUGAAUCCCCAACCAGGAGCAUUGUGAGGAAACUUAGUAAUGCUUCCAGCAAUCUGGUCAGAAAACUAAGUAAUAUUGACAGCAGGAACAAACUCGCUAUGAAACAUGGCAAUCUUGAUAUUAAGGAUAAAAUACUCUCAAGGAAACCCAGUAAUGCGGAACAUUCAAAAAUUCAUGAUGUUCUCUUGCGUAAGGGUACAUCGCCCAGUUUCAAUAUUUCUAACAUUAUAACGUCACUCACAAAAAAUAGAUGUGGCCCCUUAAAAGGGACAUAUAGCAUACCUGCUGACUCAGCCAGUAUUGAAAUGAGGGACUUCACAAAUGUACAAAAAGGGAAUCAUAACUCUGACAAAAAUAGGUGUAGCAAAGAAAAUAUCACAUCUGGCUCAACAGACACAAUUGAAGAUGAGAUUCCAAAUGUAAAUGAUGCUAAUAAUGCCAAAGACAAUACAAGUAGUCAAGCCAUCAAUAAUCUUCAUGUUGAAAACAUCAGUGAGAGAAACCCUUCAAGUGAUACAACAUUUGAUGACACAACUACAAAACCUGCCAAUCAAGAUGAUGACACAAGCUCCCCAAGUUGCCAAAGCAUGACCACAGUCCAAGGGGUUAAUACAGAGACUAUGCAUCCCAUAGCCAGGGCUCUUAUUACCACAGAAAAUUUGCCAACCCUGCGCUCAAUUCAUAAACCAACGGUGGGUCCUGAUGUUGAAAACCCUGAAUCGUGGCUACAUACCUCAUAUGUCAAUGACUCUUAUAUAAACUAAACUUAGCAUUAUGUAUUGCUUUUCUAAGCUUUAUGUCUGCUACUUUAUAAUGUAACAGUUCCUUUUAAAAACAGAAAUGUUUCAAUUUUAUUUUCAAACAGCUUAGAAAGAAAUAUUGCAAAUGAAACAUUUUUGUUGUAACUUGCAUGCUGUUUGUUGCACAUUUGAAAUGCAUGUAGUUGAGCAUAAUAUUCUCACAUGGGCUGAAGACUUAAGACCCAGCUAUUAGAUAAAUUAUUGAUAAGGCAUGUAUGGAAUCAGCUGAAAUUAAGCAAUAAUGAACCUUGACU
Owenia fusiformis is the source of this 1466-nucleotide messenger RNA. Lineage: Eukaryota; Metazoa; Annelida; Polychaeta; Sabellida; Oweniidae. The record is from the annotation of a GenBank genome assembly.